Salvelinus fontinalis (brook trout) is the source of this 2535-nucleotide messenger RNA. RefSeq names its product F-box and WD repeat domain-containing 11-B-like. The coding region runs from base 87 to 1667 and encodes 526 amino acids. NCBI's taxonomy places the organism in Eukaryota, Metazoa, Chordata, Actinopteri, Salmoniformes, Salmonidae. Gene Ontology annotation, molecular function: protein dimerization activity. The record is from RefSeq and is a predicted model, not a curated record. The transcript has 13 exons.
CUGUGACGUCAUAUCAUCUGCGGCCCGUCGCCGACUCAGGGCUGGGUUUCCAUUUUCGGAGCGAACGAGUUUCGGGGAGCAACAAUAUGGAGCCGGAGAUGGAGGACAAAACGUUGGAGCUGAUGAACACCACUUUCAUGGACUCCCAGACAGAUGACCUCUCAUCAAAGAAGAUCACAGUGUUCAAGACGAUCACCAACGGUCCGAUGACGGGCUCAAGGAAGCGGCCAUCGGAAGGGAACUAUGAGAAGGAGAAGGACGUGUGCAUCCAGCUGUUUGACCAGUGGUCUGAGGCUGACCAGGUGGAGUUUGUGGAACACCUGAUCUCACGCAUGUGCCACUACCAACACGGCCACAUCAACUCCUACCUCAAACCAAUGCUCCAAAGGGACUUCAUCACUGCACUGCCAGCUCAGGGUCUGGACCACAUAGCGGAGAACAUCCUGUCCUUCCUGGACGCACGCUCGCUGUGCUCGGCAGAGCUGGUGUGUAAGGAGUGGCAGAGGGUCAUCUCAGAGGGAAUGCUGUGGAAGAAACUCAUAGAACGCAUGGUCCGUACAGACCCCCUCUGGAAAGGCCUGUCAGAGAGGCACCAGUGGGAAAAGUACCUGUUCAAGAAUCGAACCACAGAAGUCCCACCAAACUCCUACUACCGUUCCCUGUACCCCAAAAUCAUCCAGGACAUAGAGACAAUUGAGGCCAACUGGAGGUGUGGUCGGCACAAUCUACAGCGGAUCCAGUGUCGCUCAGAGAACAGUAAGGGGGUUUACUGUCUGCAGUAUGACGACGACAAGAUCAUCAGCGGUCUCAGAGACAACUCCAUCAAGAUCUGGGACAAGCAGUCUCUGGAGUGUCUGAAGAUCCUGACGGGUCAUACAGGCUCAGUGUUGUGUCUGCAGUAUGAUGAGAGGGUCAUUGUCACCGGGUCCUCAGACUCCACCGUCAGGGUGUGGGAUGUGAACACUGGGGAGGUGCUGAACACUCUGAUCCACCACAACGAGGCGGUUCUCCACUUGCGGUUCUGUAAUGGUCUGAUGGUGACGUGCUCGAAGGACCGUUCCAUCGCCGUGUGGGACAUGGCCUCGCCUACAGACAUCAGUCUGCGCCGCGUGCUGGUCGGCCACAGAGCAGCGGUCAACGUGGUGGACUUUGACGACAAGUACAUCGUGUCAGCGUCCGGUGACCGUACCAUCAAGGUGUGGAGCACCAGCACGUGCGAGUUUGUACGUACGCUGAAUGGCCAUAAGAGAGGCAUUGCCUGUCUGCAGUACAGAGACAGACUAGUGGUCAGCGGCUCCUCGGACAACACUAUCCGGUUGUGGGAUAUUGAGUGCGGGGCAUGUUUGCGGGUAUUGGAAGGCCAUGAAGAGUUGGUCCGCUGCAUUCGCUUCGACAACAAAAGGAUCGUUAGCGGAGCCUACGAUGGUAAAAUCAAAGUAUGGGACCUACAAGCUGCUCUGGACCCUCGCGCCCCUGCCAGCACCCUCUGUCUGCGCACACUGGUGGAGCACUCUGGGCGUGUAUUCCGGCUACAGUUUGAUGAAUUCCAGAUCAUCAGCAGUUCCCAUGACGACACUAUCCUCAUCUGGGACUUCCUGAACGUGUCGACCAAUGGACAGACUGAGGGCAGGUCGCCCUCUCGCACGUAUACAUACAUCUCCAGAUAGCAGGGCAGGCCUGGUGGAAUGUGAUGUGUGUGUGCGGGGACAGUCCUAAUGGCCAAGUCAAUGUGCCAGGGUCAGAGGUCACUUCCCACUCCAUCAUCCUCUUUGCAUCAUCUCUGUCCUCCUCCUGGUGUUCAUGUGGAGGGGUCGUCCCGCCCUCAUCGGGCCUUCAGUGCUCAAACACAUUGCCCCUUACCACCCCCCCCAACCUAAACGCACACAAACAUACACACAAAGUGGAGUCUACUAGGUCACACUCUAAGGCCCAACUCCCCUUACUCUGGUCACCCAAGACCGAGUAACAGACAUGGACAUGAAGGAAUCUGAACUGAAUGGCUGGAGGAAUGGAGAAAGAGGGCUGGAGACGGCCUGUUAAAGAUGCCCUGGGGAGGAAAGGAAGGAGGCAGGGCCGGGGCUCAACUCUUCGCAUCCAGACUGAGUGACAGAUGCCUCAGGCCCGCCCCUUUGGGCACCAAGGACAUAUCAAUCUUGUUAUUUUCUCAUUUUGUUUGGUAGACUGUACUGCAUGGAUAAGUGAUGGGACAACAGUGUGCUAGUGACCUAUUUAAGUUUUUCUAUAUAUUUUUUUAUUUUUGACCUAAUUAAUUUAGUUUGUUAGUGUACUAAGAAUUUUUUUCUUCUCUCCAAACCCCUCUCAUCCCUAGUUCUCUACCCUGCGUUCGUCUUUUACUUACUCUCCCUCUGUCCUGUUCUGUCCCCCUCUUGCUGCCUGUCUAGGUUCUGAAUGACCCCUUACUGAGCUGAAAUUAGUUGUAAACAGAAUUGUCUUGUCUAAAAUGGUGUUGUAUAUUGAAAAGAUUUUUUAAAAGGAAAAACCCCCAUUAAGAAGAAUAAAGUACUUGAAUGUGAA